CCUUCAUCACCGACGAGCUCGAGAUGAUGCAGGGCUUCCUGAUGGUUGCCCAUGACGAGCGAGACCACAACAAGGUGGUCAAGAUCUGGGUGAAGCAAGUCCGCGACGUCGCCUACGACGUCGAAGAUUGUCUCCAGGGGUGGCACUCCGCGGCGCGCUAGGGGCUAAAUAACAGGAUCUUUGUGUGUAUAUGCACAAGGCUUCCGCAAAGUAGAUAGUUAGAGAGAAUAAGGAGAUCGAGCAGCUGACAGCGGCCACACGAAUCUCAAACACCGGAAGGAUUUCGCUGUCCGUCUAGAGAAUCGAUCAUGGUUCUGCUUCGUUGGCAAAUUUCUAGACCGGCGCCGUGUGGCCAAGGAGAUGAAGGAUCUUAGGGAAAAGGUGGAGGAUAUUAGCAAGAGGAACCUGCGGUACCGCCUUAUAAAAAGCUCUGUCUCCAAGCCAGCUAGCACCACCUCUGAGCAGUUCGUGAUCAGUACUGAAGUACAACUCGAGAUGGCUGAAGCUACACGCACUGCACUGCAGGAGAAGAAGAAAGUGGACCUUGUCGAACUAAUCACCAAGGGGGAGGAUGAAAAUAGCCUCAGGGUGAUGGCAGUGUGGGGGGCAGGCAGCGAUGUUGGGGUCACAUCCGUCAUUAGAGCUGCCUAUGAGGAUCAGAAUGUGAAAGGCAAGUUUGCCUGCCGCGCCUGGGUAAGGUUGGUGCAUCCCUUCAAUCCAGAUGAAUUCUUUGGCAGUUUGGUGAGGCAGUUUUACGUGAAUUCAUGUGAAAAAGAAACUGGGAAAACAACAGAAGAGAUGACUGCAGGGAUGGGUGCUAUGAAAAAACUGAAAGAAGAUGAAAAUUUGGUUGAUGCUUUUAAUAAGUAUGUUACCGGGAAGAGCUACUUGGUUGUUAUUAAUGGUGUAUCUACCAUAGAAGAGUGGGACUGGAUAGCAACAUAUUUCCCAAGGAAGAACGGAAGCCGGAUUAUCGUGUCCACGCAGCAGUUUGAAGUUGCGAGCUUGUGCACUGAGCAGCCUUACGUGGUAUCAGAGAUAGACCAGAAAUGGUCAUUCGAGAAGGAAUUUUAUGUCUUCUACAAGAAGGCGAAUCCUCCUGCGUCCAGUUCAAAAGAUGAGAUCAGUGAUGCUAGUAGCUCAAUGAAUCCUGGCGAGGAGACACAUGUAAAGAAGCCUACUACUCGCGCCCGUACGGUGGCAGCUGCCCUGGAGGAUGAUCAGCUUAUCGACCGGAAGGAAGCAAGAGAAAAGAUUAAGGGAUUAAUUGGUCAAGCAGGUUGCUAUGUGAUCGCCAUUUGUGGUAUAGGUGGCCUUGGGAAAACUACUCUUGUGAGGAGUGUCUACCAACAAGACCUUGGUGACAUGUUUAACAGGCGCGCUUGGUUAACCGUGUCGCGGUCUUUCAAACAGCAAGAAUUUCUUGAAGAAUUGUUCCGGCAAUUACGCCGCGAUGACAAAGAAAAGACUGAUACGGCCAGCCAUACGCUGCCAAAUGAGGCCAGCCAUACGCUGCCAAAUGAGACCAGCCACACAGACCAUACUAAACGAGAGAACAAGAAAGAACCAACACUGGCGGAAAAUUUGACAAAGCUUUUCCGGGAUAAGAAAUGUCUCAUUGUUUUGGACGAUCUAUCAUCCACUGUAGCAGUCCAGUGGAUACUUGACCUCCUACCAGAAAAUAGUUCGAGCCGGAUUAUUGUCACUACCCGGAAGGGCGAGUCGCUACAACUUCAGGAAAAAACUGGACAUGUAUACAAUCUCGACAUGCUAAAUCAGGACGAAGCUAUUGACCUAUUUGAAAAGAAGGUAUUCAAGAAUGAUGAGGAGAAACAAAACAUUGACAAGUAUCCAGACAUGAUUGAGCAACGAAACUUUAUCCUAAAGAAGUGUGGUGGCCUCCCUCUUGCUAUAUCCACUGUAGGCAGUUUCCUUGCAACCAAACCUAAAACCGCCAUUGAGUGGAGAAAUCUGAACAAACAUAUUAGUGAUGAGCUGGAGAGCAAUUCAGAGCUUGGGAUGAUAAAGACAGUGCUCACCUCGAGCUAUGAUGGCUUACCAUAUCAUCUGAAGCUCCCCUUCUUGUAUUUAUCGGUUUUUCCUGAAGAUCAAGACAUCAGAUGGACACGUCUAAUCAGAAGGUGGAUUGCAGAGGGUUACUUGAGGAGAACACGGAACACAAGUGCAGAGGAAAUUGGGAACAGCUACAUCACAGACCUUAUAAACCGGAGCAUGGUUCGGCCAUCAAAAGGUGCAACGCAUAACACUCGGAGGGUUGGCUUUUUGCAUGUCCAUGAUCUCAUUCGUGAAAUUGCAAUCUCAAAGUCGGUAGAGCAAAAUCUUGUUUUUACACUAGAGGAAGGUUGCAACCUCAACAACCAAGGCAAAAUCCGUCACCUUGCUGUAAGCAGUAGCUGGACAAGAGACAAGAAGGCAUUUGAGAGUGCAUUGGACUUGUCUCAUUUACGUUCGCUAACAGUAUUUGGUGAGUGGGCAGGCUUUUUCAUUUCUGAUAAGAUGAGAUUCCUUCGGUUGCUAGAUUUGGAAGACACAAAGGGUUUAACAAAUCAUCACCUCCAUCAAAUUGGGCUGCUCUUUCACCUUAACUACCUUUCUCUACGAAGAUGUGAUGGAAUUUGUCGGUUGCCAAACUCAUUGGGUAAUCUGAGGCAUCUGCAAACACUGGAUGUCAGAGACACGCGCAUAAUCAAGAUACCAACAGCAAUUAUCAAGCUAAAGAUGUUGCAAUAUCUUCGUGUAGGCUUCUUACCAAGCAAUGAUAAGGAGCAGAGAGGAAUUUGUGAAGCCGUUAGCUUGAUCCGCUAUUGUUUCAAGUACUUCUACUAUUGGAGGUGCUGCACAUGCUGUGUCGUCGAGGAUGAGGACUACUAUGACUGGUGCAACACCCGGCUCCUGCUCGACGCAUGCUGUGACCUUUUCUGUGGGCUACUCGACGAAUACCUGUGCUGCCCCUUAUUCGGAUGGCUGAGGACUUUGCUAGCAGGCUUUGGCUGUAUGUUCUUUCUCAUAGUGUUUGGCCCCGUCUACUUGUUGUCUCUAAUAGUGCGCAUCCCAUGGGUACUUUCGAGAGAUGGUUUCAACGGGUUGGCUGUCUCCUUCAUGCGGCAAGGUUCUCCGAGACCCAUACCGCAAGGUUCUCCGAAAUGGCUAGGUGUUUUUUGGAACACCAAGCGGAAAGAUCCACAUGGUGUCAAAUUUCCUAGUGGACUCCGGAAGCUGAGGGCCCUGCACACAAUGGGUGUUGUCAAUAUCAAUGGUGGAAAUGACAUUCUCGAAGAUCUCCAAUUUCUUACUCAGUUGCGCAAGCUAAGAGUGACGGGUCUCAACAAGAAAAACUGCAGGAAGUUCUUCUUGGCCAUCACGAAACUCAAGUGCCUGGAGUCCUUGUUAGUGCGGUCAGAGGGAUGCCCUGGUCUAUCUGGCUGCUUGGAAUUGGAUGAACAGUGCCCUCCUCCAGAAAACAUGCAGAGUCUCAAGCUGUAUGGCAACCUAGUCAAAAUCCCGGAAUGGAUCAAGAAGCUUAGGAAUCUCGUGAAGCUGGAGCUACGGAGCUCUAGGAUAUCGGAGGACAGUGCAGCUAUGGAUAUCCUAGGUGAGCUACCAAACCUUGCCAUCCUUCGUCUACAGGAGUGGUCGUUCAACGAUAAAGGCGUGCAUUUCAAAAGCCCAGCUUUUGAAAAACUCGUGGUGCUCAGGCUUGAUUUGUGGGGUAUCAAAUCUGUAACGUUUGAGCGAGGAGCAGCCCCCAAACUUGAGCAGCUGCAGGUCACGGGUGAGUGGAUAUCUGAAGAACGUGGCUUUGCUGGGCUAGACAUUCUCCAAAGCAUCAAGGAAGUCUUGCUCGAUGUUAGCUUUCGUUGGAAUGAGGCGAAGCUGGAAGACAAACUGAAGGAGGAAUUACUGGCCCAGCUUGCUAAAAAUCGAAACAACAAUAACCCGAUUCUGAAGGUCCAGUGAAUUCGAAAGGACAUAUUUUGUAUAACCUAUACUACUGUAAUGUUAUGAAUUGGAAAGGGCACAUUGUGGCCCUGCCCAAGUGACUGCCAUUCUAUUUUGGAGAUCCUUUUUUUCACUCUUCCAUCAUGUAUUUCCAUUCCUGCUGCCUGUGUGUUCUUCUUAAUCUGUAUGAAAGAUAAUUAAGAUGAUUGAUGGGCAUGUUUUGGGACUUUCAUGUA
Setaria italica (foxtail millet) is the source of this 4196-nucleotide messenger RNA. RefSeq lists its product as uncharacterized. NCBI's taxonomy places the organism in Eukaryota, Viridiplantae, Streptophyta, Magnoliopsida, Poales, Poaceae. The coding region runs from base 361 to 3978 and encodes 1205 amino acids. Gene Ontology annotation, molecular function: ADP binding. The transcript is spliced from 5 exons. The record is from RefSeq and is a predicted model, not a curated record. Gene Ontology annotation, biological process: defense response to other organism.